UUAGGUCAUUCACAAGGCACCACUACUCCAAUUGUUUUGCUGUCGGAGAAACCUGAAUACAAUGAGAAAAUUGCUGCUGCAGCUCUAAUGGCGCCAGUGGGUUAUUUGGGGAAUUUAGGAGCGCCUGCGCAAGCUCUAUCAAAGACCCGCAGGCUGCAAGAGACAAUGCUUCCCUCUCACCUAUGCCACUUUACAAGUGGCGCAUCACUCAACCAAGUCUUUCAUUAUAAUCAAGAAAUAGAAUAUGGAUAUUUUGGACCAUACAAAACUGGUUCAGAUAUACCACGCGAUUUCAAUUUUUCGCAAAUCACAGCACCGAUGUCGUUUCAUUAUUCACCCGUCGAUACAUUCACGGAUACAACAGAUGAAGAUCGAUUGACAUCCCAAAUCAAGAGUAUUGCUUUUGUUCAAGUUAUUAAUGAGACAAAAUUCAAUCAUAUCGAUUUCGUGUGGGGCAUCCAUGCUGCUCCACUGGUGUAUUCAAGAAUAUUGGAAUUCUUUGAAUCGAUCCAAUGA
Molecule: messenger RNA, 516 nt
Organism: Sitodiplosis mosellana (orange wheat blossom midge)
Lineage: Eukaryota; Metazoa; Arthropoda; Insecta; Diptera; Cecidomyiidae
Product: lipase 3-like
Exons: 2
Source: RefSeq, a predicted model, not a curated record